GACCAAAGCUAGCAGGGAUCUGUAUCUCGACCAGGCCAGGCUCAGCUCCUCUGCGACAAUGGCCGUUCCUCCGUCGCCCACACUGAGCGCGCGAACGACAGCAACGACGCUGGGCAUGGCGGGCUCCAAGCUGCUUCCAGCUCAGCUCGUCACCCGAUCGGACCUGCGUGCCUCGCUCGGCGCCCUUGAGUCGCUCCUCACCGCGUCGAAAGCCUACACGUCUGCGCUUUUGGCUCUUGGAUCCGCCUCGUCGGAGCUCGGCGUGGCUCUGGAAGCAUGCAGCCGGACCAAAGGCGCCCAUCAAGUCGGAUCGGGCCUGCUCGCCUCGAGCGGUAUCCACUUUAUGGCCUCGAACUCGCUCUCUAUUCUUGCCGACGCCUGGUGGAAGGAGACGGCGAUCCCGCUCCUGGAGCAUCACGACCUCUACGCACAGGCGUGCGCGGACCGAGCCGCGCAGCACGAAAAGGCGCUUGCGACCAAGUCGAGGGAGCUCAACGAGGCUGAAGCGAGGAACCGGAAAGAGGCCAAAAGCAAGCACGGCAGGGACCUCAGCUCGUUCAGGAGGGCCCUCGCCGAGCUGCAAAAGAGGGUCGACGAGCUUGACGAAGAAAAGGCAAGAUACUACAACGAUGUCCUAGAGGGCGAAGAAGAGUGCUGGACCUUUGUUCAGGAGAAGAUGGUGGCCUCAUUACGGAGUCAGCUUGACGUGUACGAGCGCAUCUCGUCCAAGGGCCUUACCGAUCCCACCCUUGAGCCGCUUCUCUCAGCAAUUGCUGAUCCCUUCAGCGCAUACGGGCCUCCUCGGUCUGAAGAUCAAAUUUACAGCAUCCUCGGAGGUCAGCAGAGCCUCGUAGGAACCCCUGGAAUUGAGGGGCUUGCUGCCGCUCAGGGUCAUUUUGACGAUCAGGGCCACAUUUCUGAUCCAUCGGGAGGCGCUGCCACCUCUUCCUCUGCGGGUCGUCUAAUCAUGAGCCCAAGCACGCCGAGCAAAGGCCUUUCGAGGAGCGGCGCUGUCAGUCCACCCUCGGAAGGAUCGGCUGCCGUCGUGGGGCCAAACAAUGGUCUUGGCAUCUCCUUGGCUGCCGCCGCUACUCUUGCUCGGGCGAGCAUCGGUGGUGGCGGAGGUGCAGGCUCGGGUGCAGGCGAGGCAAGCACGACGGUCUCGGCCGUCGCAGGGUCUGGCACGACGACGACGAAGCCACCUAACGAAAACAGCGACGAUCUCGACCUCUUUGGUAAAGAGGGCGACGAAGAGGAGGAGGGCAGUAUCUUCAGCGGGGCAGAAGAGGACGAAGAAAACAACGAGGGCGUCUUGUCACCAUCGCAGUCCAAGCUUAAAGCAGCAAAGCGGCGAGAGCGAGCGAUGCGGACAUCGGCGGCACGGAGGCUAAAGCACGCGCUCAGCAUCAUCGACGAGGGCAAGACCAACAGGCAGGAGCCGGGCGAUGCUGUGCAAGAGGCCGAGACCAAGUCCGGUGAUGGGCAAGCCUUGGCAAAGGCGGCACCAUUGACGGAAGAUGCCAACGAUGCCGAUGCAGAAGCAGAGCAGGAGCAAGACACAAGCGGCGACGAGCGCCGCAAAGUCGGCCAGGGAGGUGACAGUGCUGCACCAGCACCUGCGGCUACGGCAGAUGGAGUAGCAAGGGGAUGACUUUUUGCUUCUUCGAAUGAGGACGGACACUCUGCUUGUUGAUGGAUUCCUCAUGUAACAUUAAACCUCUAUCUAUUAUACCUGUACAAGUGGAACAGCUGGAU
Molecule: messenger RNA, 1755 nt
Organism: Acaromyces ingoldii
Lineage: Eukaryota; Fungi; Basidiomycota; Exobasidiomycetes; Exobasidiales; Cryptobasidiaceae
Exons: 2
Coding region: 59-1651 (530 amino acids)
Biological process (GO): vacuole fusion, non-autophagic
Cellular component (GO): fungal-type vacuole membrane
Molecular function (GO): phospholipid binding
Source: RefSeq, a predicted model, not a curated record